This is a messenger RNA of Ostrea edulis (European flat oyster), 1159 nucleotides long. RefSeq lists its product as uncharacterized. The coding region runs from base 239 to 907 and encodes 222 amino acids. The record is from RefSeq and is a predicted model, not a curated record. Lineage: Eukaryota; Metazoa; Mollusca; Bivalvia; Ostreida; Ostreidae. Gene Ontology annotation, biological process: cell-matrix adhesion. Gene Ontology annotation, molecular function: calcium ion binding. The transcript is spliced from 2 exons. Gene Ontology annotation, cellular component: lysosome; extracellular region.
CACAGCUUCUGGUUAUCAUGUUAAAACAUCAUCCAUUGUACAAAUAGCUUAUACAAAAAGAUCUGAAACAACUUGAGGAGGAGGGAAAUUCUGGCUUAUCUGACAAUUUUUAAAAACAAAGAACUAGGUUGUAUGUGUGCGCACGGCCCGCCUUUAGGCUUUCCAAGGAAGUCGCCUUCGACUGUAUAUUAAGCAAUGCUGAACUGUAGAUCACUCUGGCUACAUCUUACUUGUAAGCAUGUAUCAACUGCUGUUGGUGGCGCUGGGUGUACUGCACCUUCCAUAUAGUCGUCCAUGCUGCUCUCCAAAUGUGCUUCAGGGUGAUAUCAUGGUAUACGGCUAUGUCACCGAGGAAAAAAAGAGCUAUCAGAACAUGGUCAAAGUCUAUUAUGACGCAGAUGAAAAGAAAGUGGCAAAGAAAACCACGGUCAUGAUGGGGAAUAAACCAACGGAAGUACUAACCAUAGACGACUAUGUAAAAGGGAAGCGUUACGUCAUAACAAAUGGCAACACUUGCAAUGUCACGGAAUUGAAAGAGCAGUUCGAAAAAAUCUGUGUGACGCCUAAUGCAAAGUUUUUAGGUUCUACCGUUCUGGGUAACACUAAUACCAACAUGAGGGUCGAUAUGUACAGCGCCAACAUCCGGCGAGGCGAGAUUUCCUUUGAGACCAGUUUUAUGGUGACGCCGAUGGAUGGAGGUGAUUGCACCUUAGUAGGGGUUGUGGCAAAUGGAAAAGAAGAGGGCAAUCUUUUCAUGAUGGAAACGUCAAUAUACUCGAACUUUACGUUUGAAAUCCCUGACAAAUCUGUCUUUAAACCGCCUAGCGAAUGCUUCCGUUACGAAAGUAUGGGAAAUCUGCUCUUUGAAGUUAUAGGACGAUACCGUCAGAAAAACGUCAACUAUUAACCCAGAGAAGAUGCCGUCAGAAAAACGUCAACUAUUAUAACCCAGAGGAUACGUUUUGACUGGAACUUUUGUUUUAGUUUAUUAGUAGUAUUUUCUUCAAUCAAUGUAGCUGCACUGAAACACUUUAGUGAUCUAUUAAAUGUAUAUGAAUAGGAAAAACAUGGAUUGUACUAUUUAGAGAAUAUUCAGGUUAAAUGUCUUCUUUUAUGUUACACUAUAUGGUCUUUAGUGUAAUAAAGAAAUGAUACAUCC